GGGGGGGAAUGAAGCUUUAAUUUGUUUCUAGAGUAAUUAAAAAGGGAUUGAAAAUGGAUUGAUGGUAAAAUGGGAAGUUAGCUGGCAGUUGCUGGCCAUGUACCUCGUGGCACUUGUGGUGCCCGUACUCUGCGGAUUGGUGCUCUGUGACCCGUCUGUGAUUUAUAAAAUGAAGAAUAUCGAAUGCUUGGGCGUUGCUCCCUUCUCUGCCAAUCCCGUGUGCUACAUAAAGCCCAUCAACUGGAACAAAGCUGUGGCCCACAUGGACGUGGAUCUGCUGAAGCCACUGCACAAUAUUUCGGUGCACAUUCAGAUCUUCAAGCGGGACUACAGCAACCAAUAUCAGCCAUUUCUUGUGGACGCCAUCGUUAACCUAUGCGAUAUCCUAUCCCGCCGUAGCUUUAUGCCCUUUGGCGUUAUUUUUAUGAAGAUUGCCAAUCGGUUUUCAAAUUUCAAUCAUUCCUGCCCGUUUGCUGGUCAUUUAAUCGCACGCGGCGCCUACGUGGACGAGUCCUAUGUGCCCAUAUGUCCAUUGGGCCUGUACAAAGCGAAUAUAACCAUUAUGGAGAACUAUCCCGCCAAGCGGCCCGAUCAUGCCGGUGGCUUUGUGUGGUAUGUCCAGGCAAUGACACCAGUCAUAAGGAAGAAACAAAAGAACUGAAUUCGUUUGUUUUAUUUGUCGUUGAUUCAAUUUGGUUUUAACCGAUUUAUAAUGUUACCCAAAACUCUGCUGCUCCACUUAUUGUAUAAUUAAAUGUAAACAACAAUCAAUUGCGCAUUUAAAUAACGUUUAAUUGCAAGAAUUGUAAUUGCUUUUUAAGUGGAAAUUCAAUAUUUAUAUGUGAAUUGUAUAUUUAGAUCGCAUUUUAGUUGGCAUCAUGCGUCUGUUAUUUGC
Messenger RNA from Drosophila subobscura, 895 nucleotides. RefSeq lists its product as uncharacterized. Bases 62 to 661 code for a protein of 199 amino acids. The transcript is spliced from 3 exons. The record is from RefSeq and is a predicted model, not a curated record. Lineage: Eukaryota; Metazoa; Arthropoda; Insecta; Diptera; Drosophilidae.